Colletotrichum karsti is the source of this 3141-nucleotide messenger RNA. Its product is annotated as amidase. The transcript is spliced from 5 exons. Gene Ontology annotation, molecular function: 3-deoxy-7-phosphoheptulonate synthase activity. Bases 1 to 3141 code for a protein of 1046 amino acids. The record is from RefSeq and is a predicted model, not a curated record. Gene Ontology annotation, biological process: aromatic amino acid biosynthetic process. Lineage: Eukaryota; Fungi; Ascomycota; Sordariomycetes; Glomerellales; Glomerellaceae.
AUGUCUUCCUCCACAACCUGGUCGCCUGAUUCCUGGCGGUCAAAACCCAUCAAGCAGUCGCCCGCCUACCCAGACGAAGCGGCCCUCAAGAAAUCUGUCAAGGAACUCGGACGCCUACCACCGAUUGUACACCCCAAAGAGAUCGUGGCUUUGAAACAGCACCUUCGUGAUGUGGCCCUAGGUGAGGCCUUCCUGCUGCAGGGCGGCGACUGCGCCGAGCUCUUCGACUACUGCGAGCAAAAUGCCAUCGAGUCCAAGAUCAAGCUGCUUCUGCAGAUGAGUCUGGUUCUCAUUUGGGGUGCCGACAAGCGGGUGGUCCGCAUUGGACGCAUGGCUGGACAGUACGCGAAGCCGAGAUCGAGCCCGACUGAGAUGGUGGACGGUGUGGAGUUGCCGUCCUUCCGUGGCGACAUCCUCAACGGCUUCCACGUCGAUGAGCGGACAAUCGAUCCUCAGAGACUCGUCAAGGCCUACCAAUACUCAUCGGCAACCCUCAACUACAUCAGAGCGUCUCUCUCAACCGGCAUCGCCGAUCUCCACAGGCCGUUGGACUGGGGCCUCGGCCACGUCCGGGACCCGGAGCUCAAGAGGAAGUACUCCGAGGCCGUCCUCUCCCUCACCGACAUGCUCCGCUUCCUGCACACCAUCGGCGCCGACAAGAGCGACAAGCUCGACACCGUCGACCUCUUCACCAGCCACGAGGGCCUGCUGCUCGAGUACGAGCAGCCGCUGACCCGCCUCCUGGAGACGCCGCCGCCGCGACCCACACUCAACAGCAACCCCACCACGGCCAACGGCACCGAGACCACUACCAAGAAGGAGUACUACGACACGUCGGCGCACUUCCUCUGGAUCGGCGACCGCACGCGGCAGAUCGACGGCGCACACGUCGAGUUCUUCAGGGGCAUCGCCAACCCCAUCGGCAUCAAGGUCGGCCCCACCACGCCGACGGACGACCUGCUCGCCCUGCUGCGCACGCUCAACCCGGACUGCGAGCCGGGAAAGAUCACGCUCAUCACGCGCUACGGUGCCUCAAAGGUGCGCGAGCUGCUACCCGCUCACAUCAGGGCCGUUGAGGACAGCGAGUACCGCCGCUGCGUGGUCUGGCAGUGCGACCCUAUGCACGGAAACACGGUCUCGACCGGUGGCGGCAUCAAGACGCGGCGAUUCCGCGACAUCUUCGAGGAGCUUCAAGAGACGCUCCGGAUUCACAAGGAGCAAAAAAGCUACCUCGGCGGCGUCCACCUGGAGUUGACCGGUGAUGCGGUGACGGAAUGCCUUGGUGGCAGCGAGGGCCUGGAUGAGGAUGAUCUGUCGGCCAACUACACGAGUUUCUGCGAUCCGAGGUUGAACGAGAAGCAGGCUCUUGAGCUGGCCUUCUUGAUUGCGGACCAUUACAGAAUGCGCCCUGUGGACGCCUUUCCCCAGUCCCGCACCUCAGCGAUAAGGGGAGCGGGGCUUCCCCGCGGCGCCGGAUGGGCCUCCCCGCGACCGGUCAAAUUCAAGCAGUCCGAACGAGCGGACAGAAUCCGCCGUCUAACUGCCUACCAUGGCCCUUUCUCAUCCCAGGAUCACCAGAUUCUGGACAAGCCCAUUGGUGAGCUGGUGCAGGACGUCCACAAGACCGUCCUGAAACCAAUCGAUAUUCUCAAAACGUACGGCAAGGUUGCCCUCAAGGCCCAUCAGCGCACGAAUUGUCUCACGGAGAUCAUGAUCUCGGAUGCCGAGAAGUGGGUAGAAGACGGCUCCAUCAACAUGAAGGGCCCCCUUGCCGGCAUCCCCGUGAGUCUGAAGGACACCAUCGUGGUAGGGGGCUACGACACCACCGUUGGUUUCAGCAGCUUCGUGGGCAACAAGACGCCCGUCGACGGUCCCGUGGUGAGACUUCUAAAGGAUGCCGGCGCGGUGCCGUACGUCAAGACCAACUUGCCCAUUACCCUUCUCAGUUUCGAGUCCACCAACGACGUCUGGGGCCGUUGCAAGAACCCGCACAACACGGACUACUCACCCGGAGGUUCGACCGGAGGCGAGAGCGCGCUGCUAGCCAUGGGCGGACGCAUCGGUAUCGGCAGCGACGUUGCGGGCAGCGUGAGGGCGCCGGCACAUUUCUCCGGCUGCUACAGCCUUCGCUGCUCGACGGGACGGUGGCCGAAGCUGGGCUUCUGCACGAGCAUGCCCGGUCAGGAGGGCGUGCCGUCGGUGUACAGCCCCAUGACGAGGACCCUGGACGACCUAAGGUACUUCACUCGCGCAGUGGUCGGCAUGGAACCGUGGAAGUACGACUACAGCGUGCAUCCGCUUGAGUGGAGGGACGAUGUUGAGAAGGAGUAUCUCAAGAAGCCCAGGCUCAGGGUGGGAGUCAUGCGCACCGAUGGCGUGGUCGACCCAAGUCCGGCGUGCCGACGCGCUCUCGAAAUGGUCGAGGUCGCGCUGCGCAAAGAUGGUCACGAGAUUGUCGAGAUCAACCCUCCCUCGCCCUACGAAGCCCUCAAGACCGCAUCUCUGGCGCUGAACGCCGACGGGUGCCAGAUGUUCAACUCCUUCUUCCGCACCGGUGAGUGGAACGACCCGGGUGCCGCCCAGAUGAAGUUCCUCAUGAACAUGCCCGGCCCGUUUCGGUAUCUCUACUACCUGUGGGUGAAGUACGUUCGCCGCGACGACAUCUGGGCCGGUCUGGUCCGGGACUGGCGCCCGCAGACGGCGUUCGAGAACUGGAAGCUCGUCGCGAAGAGAGAGGCGCACCGCCUCGACUGGUACAACUGGUGGAACAAGGUCGAUGUCGAUUUCCUCAUCACUCCGCCCAACGCCACGCCUGCCGUUCCCCACGACGGUAUGAAGGAUGCAUGCAGCAGCUGCGGAUACACUUUUCUCUUCAACCUCCUCGACUACACCGCCGGUGUUCUCCCCGUCACGCACGUCGACAAGGAUCUCGACAAGCUCCCCGCCGACUUCAACAUCAAGAAACUCAACGGCGUCGCCCAGGGCGCAUACAAGCUCUACGACGCAAAGGCCAUGCACGGUCUCCCCGUCGGCGUUCAGGUCGUGGGCAGGAGGUUGGAGGAGGAGAAGGUGCUUUCGCUGAUGCAGAGGGUCGAGGACGCCUUGGGCGAGGACAAGUACAAGCUCCUCGAGAUCGACUAG